Olea europaea var. sylvestris is the source of this 2387-nucleotide messenger RNA. Its product is annotated as kelch domain-containing protein 4. The transcript has 20 exons. The record is from RefSeq and is a predicted model, not a curated record. Lineage: Eukaryota; Viridiplantae; Streptophyta; Magnoliopsida; Lamiales; Oleaceae. Gene Ontology annotation, molecular function: protein binding. The coding region runs from base 90 to 2135 and encodes 681 amino acids.
GAGAGGUUUCCCCUUGACAAACAGUUGAGGAAGCGAGUCGCCGGAGCCGAAAGCAUUAGCGGCGGCUGAGGAUGUAAAAAGGAAGGAAAAUGGGAAAGAAAACGAAGAAGCCAGGGAAAGGAAAAGAAAAAACGGAAAAGAAAACAGCCAAAGCUGAGGAAAAACGAGCUCGCAGAGAAUCCAAAAAACUCUCACCUGAAGAUGACAUAGAUUCUAUUCUGUCGAGUAUUCAAAAAGAAGAGGCCAAAAAGAAGGAAGUGCAUAUUGAAGACAACGUGCCGGCACCAUCUCCGAGAUCGAAUUGCUCGUUAACAAUCAAUCCUUUGAAAGACACGGAGUUAAUUCUGUAUGGAGGUGAAUUCUACAAUGGGAGCAAGACAUUUGUAUAUGGGGAUCUAUAUCGAUAUGAUGUCGAAAAGCAAGAGUGGAAAUUGAUUUCAAGCCCUAAUAGUCCACCUCCUCGCAGUGCUCAUCAGGCAGUCUCCUGGAAGAAUUAUCUUUAUGUUUAUGGUGGUGAAUUCACGUCUCCUAACCAAGAGCGUUUCCACCAUUACAAGGACUUCUGGAUGCUGGACCUGAAAACAAAUCGGUGGGAGCAGCUAAAUUAUAAAGGUUGUCCUAGUCCACGUUCAGGUCACCGCAUGGUCUUGUACAAGCACAAGAUUAUAGUUUUUGGAGGCUUCUAUGACACUCUUAGAGAAGUGAGGUACUUCAAUGAUUUGCACAUAUUUGACCUUGAUCAGUUUAAGUGGCAAGAGAUAAAACCUACUCCUGGAUGCAUGUGGCCAAGUCCUCGAAGUGGCUUCCAGUUUGUUGUUUACCAAGAUGAGAUUUAUUUAUAUGGAGGGUAUUCAAAAGAGGUUUCAUCAGAUAAAAGUGUCUCUGAGAAAGGAAUUGUUCAUUCAGACAUGUGGUGCCUUGAUCCCAGGACUUGGGAGUGGAACAAGGUGAAGAAGAGUGGGAUGCCUCCAGGACCUCGUGCUGGUUUCUCUAUGUGUGUUCAUAAAAAGAGGGCUGUGCUAUUUGGUGGUGUGGUGGAUAUGGAAAUGGAAGGUGACCUAAUGAUGAGCUUGUUCUUGAAUGAACUUUAUGGCUUCCAAUUAGAUACUCAUCGCUGGUACCCCUUGGAGCUGCGAAAGGAGAAGGCAACUAAGGAUAAGUUGAAGAAGAGUUCUGGCGAGAGAGACAGUGAUGUGUCCCUUGAAAGUAAGCAGGGUGUGGUGGACAGGGAAGAUGCUGUACCACAUGGUGAAGAUGACAAUUCAGAUGACGAUGAUAAUGAGAUUGAAAGUGACAUGAGUAAAAUCUCUUUUAAUGUGAAAAGAAAUUUAGCGACUACUAAUGGCAAGGCAGCUACUGAAUCUGACGAGAAAGCCCGUGAUCCUGGCAAAAAAAUUGCUGUGCAAAAUUCCAGUUUACCAGAGAUAGUGAAGCCUUGUGGACGUAUCAAUUCCUGUAUGGUUAUGGGAAAAGACACAUUAUACAUCUACGGGGGUAUGAUGGAAAUUAGAGAUCAAGAGAUUACCCUUGAUGAUCUCUAUAUGCUUAACCUCAGCAAACUGGAUGAGUGGAAAUGCCUAAUACCGGCAUCUGAAUCAGAGUGGAUUGAAGCCUCAGAUAACGACGAUGAGGACGAUGAUGAAGAUGAUAGUGAAAAUGAAGAGGGUGACGAUGAAGAUGAUAGUGAAGAGUCCGGUCAUGAAGAUGGCGAUGUAGAGGCUACUAGUAGUGGGGAUAGGUCACUCCAAAUGGGAGAUGCCGUAGCUAUAAUAAAAGGAGAAGGAAAAAAUCUUAGAAGAAAGGAAAAACGAGCCAGAAUUGAGCAAAUCAGAGCGAGUCUUGGUCUUUCUGAUUCACAGAGAACACCAGUGCCUGGGGAAUCUCUGAAGGACUUCUACAAACGUACAAAUAUGUACUGGCAAAUGGCUGCAUAUGAACAUACACAGCACACCGGAAAGGAACUCCGCAAAGAUGGUUUUGAUCUUGCUGAAACUCGUUACAAGGAACUGAAGCCAAUCCUUGACGAGUUGGCUGUUUUAGAGGAAGAACAAAAAGCAGAAGAGGCUGAAGGACCUGAGGCUUGUGGCUCUAGAAAGAAGGGUAAUAAAAAGAACAAGCUUUCAGCAGCCAAGUAAUUUUACUACAUGUCAUUAUCCCAAUUUAAUAGGGAUUUUGACUAAUAGAACCCUUUUUUUUUUUUUUUUUUUUGCCCUAUUUAUUUUUUAUGUUUUUUGUAUUUGAAAAUUAGAAAUAUUUUUAUUUUGUUUUUGGGUUUAUUGAGAAACAUGAGUGACAUGAAGGAGCUGUGUAGUGUAACAUUAUAAAUUUUUUGGUUAAUGAUGCAUUUAUUAAAGAAAAUGAUUCAAAAAACUAUGCAUUUUAGCAUA